Molecule: messenger RNA, 2825 nt
Organism: Mus caroli (Ryukyu mouse)
Lineage: Eukaryota; Metazoa; Chordata; Mammalia; Rodentia; Muridae
Source: RefSeq, a predicted model, not a curated record
GAGACUCGGCGCUGUGGCCCUGAGCUCAUGGCGCUGUACCAUCUCUUCUCUCACCCAAUCGAGCGCGCUUACCGCGCGGGGCUCUGCUCCAAGGCCGCGCUCUUCCUGCUGUUGACCACCGCGCUCACCUACAUCCCCCCGCUGCUGGUGGCCUUCCGGAGCCACGGGUUUUGGCUGAAGCGGAGCAGCUACGAGGAGCAGCCGAAUGUGCGCUUCCAGCACCAAGUGCUGCUCGUGGCUCUCUUGGGGCCCGAGCCUGAAGCCUUCCUCGCCUGGAGCACGUUCCCCACCUUCAACCGGCUGCAGGGGGCUCACCUGCGCGUCCCGCUUGUGUCGUCCAGAGAAGAAGACCGGAACCAGGAUGGAAAAAUGGAUGUGCUGUACUUUAAACUUGAACUUCCCCUGCAACCCACAGAGCAUGUCCUCGGUGUGCAGCUAAUCCUGACCUUCUCCUACCAACUGCACAGAAUGUCAACAUUCGAGAUGCAGAGCAUGGCCUUUCUCCAGUCCUCCUUUGCUGUCCCUGGGUCACAGUUACACGUGAAUGGCGACCUGAGGCUGCAACAGAAGCAGCCACUGAGCUACCGUGGCCUGGACAUCAGAUACAACGUGUCCGUGAUCAAUGGGACAAGUCCUUUUGCCCAGGACUACGACCUCACCCACAUUGUUGCCGCCUAUCAGGAAAGGAAUGUUACCACUGUCCUCAGUGACCCCAACCCGAUCUGGCUGGUGGGCAGAGCCGCUGAAGCUCCGUUUGUGAUCCAUGCUGUCAUCCGCUAUCCCGCCGAAGUCAUUUCUUACCAGCCAGGGUUCUGGGAGAUGAUCAAGUUCGCCUGGAUCCAGUAUGUCAGCAUCCUGCUGAUCUUCCUCUGGGUGUUUGAAAGAAUCAAAAUCUUCGUGUUUCAGAACCAAGUAGUGACCUCUAUCCCUGUAGCCAUGCCCCAGGGAGAGAUACGGAAAGAGCACUUAUCCUGAGAAGAUACCCGGUCAGGAGCCCAAGGGACCGCGGCUACCUCAUUCCUGUCUUCUGAGACCUGCCAUCUUACAACAUUUCUGCGAAGAGCCCACCGGACACUUUCAAGCCUGCAUGUUUCACUUCAGAGACAAAGAACGGGUUUUCCAGGGCUGGACUGCACAAAAUCCACGCCUUCAAAGCACCGAGGGAACCCACAAACACUAGUUUGUGGAAAGGUCUCAGGGUGGCCGGGGCCUGUGAUUUUUGUUUUGUUUUGUUUCUGCUUUUGCUUUGCUUUGGCCUUGGAUUUCAGGGAGAAAAUUACUGUGAGUUCAUACAUCUUUGAAAGAGCCCCACCUCUGGUCAAGCGAAGAGUCUUUUGAACUGGGAUGCCCUGCGCACUCCUCUCUCCUCCGGGGCUCUCACAAGAGGCACGCAAGCCCCUAGUACAUUCUACUCCUAGUUAUCUACACAGUGCCCAUUUAGAACUUUGAUUUCCAGAACUGAAGCCUCUUAACUGGAGACCGGAAGGGGGCAGGUCAGGACCUAAAUACCAGCGGCUCAAAAACCACGUGCUUGCUGGCGGGUAACUUAAGGGCGGGAGGACCAGACACCUGCCCUCAGGCUAAUAGAUGGGGGUCUAUCAUCAGUUCAGCUGAACGGCCCUCUGUGCCUGCCCUGCUGCGGCUGGCUCUGUGCCCUGUUUCUUGCCCUCUGUCUGUGCCCCUGGGAUGGCGGCUGGAGUCAGAAGCGCCUGCUUCAUUCAGUCCGUCUCCCUAUCCCCUCCCUGCACCAGGGGAGGAUGGCGGGCUUCUAACAACUGGUUCUUUCUCCCUGGCUCUCACCCAACAGCCUGGCCACUCCUCCUUGAUGGCCUUCCCCCUUUCUGAAAGGAUGUGGGUGACAGAGGGGUUGUUGUUGGCAUUGGCAUCCACUGCCUGACAACCGCAGGGUUGAUUUGGAGGCUGAGCUGAAAACUCAGUUGUUUUGCAGUUCCCUUGAUUAAGGACCAGAGUACCUACCAGAGGGGAGGCAUGAGGAGAGUGAGGAAAGAGGCUGAGCAGAGCAUCUAAGCCAACCUGGCCCUUAACGGAGUGAGAAGGAGCCUAGCCAGAUAGCCCUGUAAUCUAUAGAGGUACGAACCUACAAAGACAUCUAUCUACUCUGCAUCCAAAACUGUUAUUUGGCCCCGUUCCUUCCCCGAGCAAGUGUGUUCUCCUAAAGACCUCCCUCCCUCCGCUACAUCAUUAGCCCCGCCCUGGAAGGAUGUUCCUACCCCAUCCCCAUGCCUCCAGGUCUAACCACAAGCACUCCUCACCACGUGCCUCAGUUUACCUUGGAGACAUCCUUCUGUCAGGCUGAGCAAAGUAAGAAUUUUGAAAAAAAAAAAAAAAAAGCUAUUUUGAGUAUUCAAGGAGAAAAACUCUCUACUAAUUUCUCUGACUUAACACAGCCGAUUAUAUGCCUGAGUGGGCUUAUUUUUUUUUUCCUGAAGAUAUACAUGAAAAAAUGGUCUCUGAUUUCAAUUUCAAAAAGGUUAUGAGAUGUGGCUCAGUUGGAAGAGCGCUUGCCUGGCACACUUGGAGCCCUGGGUUCCAUCCCCAGCUACACAUAAACCUUUAUGGUGGUGCAAGCCUAUAACCCCAGCACAUUGCAGGUGGAGGCAGGAGCAGAAAUUCAGGAUCAUCCUUGAGUUAGAGCCCAGCCGGGGACACUUGAGACCCUGUCUCAGUAAAAUAAGGAAAUGGGUUUGGGGCCUGAUCAGAAGUAUGUUGUAUGGAAAAAAGAUAGCAAGAUACAGAAAGAUGACCAAAGAUACAAGCUCCUUUGCAUUAAGUUAAACUAUCCUGUGCAAAAAUUGUACUGAGAA